Messenger RNA from Dromiciops gliroides (monito del monte), 1303 nucleotides. It is a transcript of the gene PGPEP1L, whose product is annotated as pyroglutamyl-peptidase I like. Bases 388 to 945 code for a protein of 185 amino acids. The transcript is spliced from 7 exons. Gene Ontology annotation, biological process: proteolysis. The record is from RefSeq and is a predicted model, not a curated record. NCBI's taxonomy places the organism in Eukaryota, Metazoa, Chordata, Mammalia, Microbiotheria, Microbiotheriidae.
AGGAGCGUGCCUGAACAAGCAGCCUCUGUGUAAACAUCGGGAAACUUUUGAGCUAUUCAGGGAGUGAUGAAUCACAAGCCAAGUGAGACCUACCAGUUGGAGAUCCAGUCCUCUAAAAGUUAACUCUUAAGGAAUGUGAGGUACUAAGUGCUCUGCCACCAACACAUCUGAAGUCAUUACUAAGGACUUGUUUUGGGCCCUUUGGACGUCACCCUGUUAAUUCUAGCUGAGAAGCAGUGAAGUUUAAAAAUCUCUCCCUCCCCCAGCCAUUGAGAAGAUGAGGACACUGAGGCUAUCUAUGUACUUGCUUCUGGGAAGAGCCUAACAAGGUAGCAUGGGUAACUGAAGAAUGCAAAUGUCAGAGAAGCACUGUGACCACAAGACAAUAUGAGGAGCCACAUACACGAGGUCAACAGAAUCAAAAGAUCGAGAGGAACUCUCCAAUUUGGGUCUGGGCAAAAUGUGGCGGUUCAGAUUCUGCAACUGCCAGUGGUUUACAAGAAAACAAAGCAACAAGUCUCCAAAAUUUGGCAAACCCUUCAACCCCAAUUCACUGUCCAUGUUGGACUUGCUUCAUCUUCCAAAGCAAUCAUCCUAGAACAGUGUGGAAAGAACCGAGGUUACAGAGAUGCAGAUAUUUGUGGGUUUUUACCAGAAGGUGGGAUCUGCCUGUCAGAUGGCCCAGAUGUGAUUGAAUCUACUAUCAAUAUGAAAGCAGUUUGCAAAAACAUCUCUGUCAAUGGAAUACAGGUUCUGUUUUCCAGAGAUGCAGGAAGAUAUGUCUGCGAUUAUACCUACUAUUUGUCUCUGCAUUAUGGAAAUGGCUGUGCUGCUUUCAUUCAUGUCCCUCCAUUAUCCAAUUUGCUAACAGCCGACCUUCUAGGAAGAGCAUUGCAAAUCAUUAUCCAAGAGAUGUUAAAACAGUUUGGAAAGGCCAAAGAAUAAAGCAUGACUUGUAGAAAACUCAGAUAAUCACUGUGUUAUAUGCCAAGGGAAACCAAAGGAAGAAAGACGUCUUCAGGAAAAGAAAAAUUCAAUGCUGGAAUCCUGCUAAGAGUUUGACUAUACUUUUGAGAGAUUUUUUAAAAAAUUGCUUGUAAAAUGGUGUUUACAGAGAAGAACAAAUUAUGGAUCAACCCAACUAAAACACAAGGGGUUAUAUUCCCAUAAAAAAAAGAUGAACACAGUAGAAGACAGAAAUUUUACAAGGGAUUAACUAGGUUCAAGUGUAAUUUCUUAUAAUAAAAUAAGAUCCAAGUAAUUUCUUUUCUGAGAGAUUACAAAGUACACAAUCCUGACCACA